AGACAUAAAAGCAAUAGAUUAAUGAAGUAGGAUGAAAAGGCGUGCGUGCUCAUCCCUUUAGGGCUAAUAGGCAUAAAGGGUGAAAGAAGAAUGGUGCUUUCGGAGGAGGAAAUCGGUCGUCUAUACCGAAUAAGGAAGACGGUGAUGCAGAUGCUGAGGGACAGAAAUUUUCUGGUUGGUGACUUCGAGAUCAACAUGUCCAAGCACGAGUUCAAGUCCAAGUACGGCGAACACAUGAAGCGCGAGGACCUCGUCAUCAACAAAUCCAAGAAGGACAACUCCGGCGACCAGAUCUACGUUUUCUUCCCCGACGAACCCAAGGUCGGCGUCAAGACCAUGAAGACCUACACCAACCGCAUGAACUCCGAAAACGUCUACAGAGCCAUCCUCGUCACCCAGACCAACCUCACCCCCUUCGCCAGAACCUGCAUCAGCGAAAUCUCCUCCAAAUUCCACUUAGAAGUCUUCCAGGAGGCGGAGCUGCUGGUUAACAUUAAAGAGCACGAGCUUGUUCCCGAACAUCAGGUUCUCACUGACGCCGAGAAGAAAACCUUGCUUGAGAGAUACACCGUCAAGGAAACUCAGUUACCUAGGAUUCAGGUCACAGAUCCUGUUGCGAGAUAUUAUGGAUUGAAGCGUGGACAAGUUGUCAAGAUUAUCCGGCCAAGUGAAACUGCUGGCAGAUAUGUUACGUACCGAUUUGUUGUAUAGGAAUUUGCUUUAACAUAUUGGCAAUAUUGCCAGAGUAAUGGAUAGGGAUAUAAAGCCUUCUUUUUUUGCAUGGGGGAACUCUUGAUUUACAAGAAGUGAAAUGUCUGAUUGUUGAAACUUUUGGAAUCAAAACUAUAUAUUUAGAUGAUUAUAUCAUAAAUUGGUUGACAUAUGUUGUUAUGAUUAGUGUCAAUCUGUUAUAUGGAACUUUGUUUCUGUUUAUUAAUA
Molecule: messenger RNA, 939 nt
Organism: Glycine soja
Lineage: Eukaryota; Viridiplantae; Streptophyta; Magnoliopsida; Fabales; Fabaceae
Product: DNA-directed RNA polymerases II and IV subunit 5A-like
Exons: 3
Coding region: 91-711 (206 amino acids)
Biological process (GO): DNA-templated transcription
Cellular component (GO): RNA polymerase II, core complex; RNA polymerase III complex; RNA polymerase I complex
Molecular function (GO): DNA-directed RNA polymerase activity; DNA binding
Source: RefSeq, a predicted model, not a curated record